Molecule: messenger RNA, 504 nt
Organism: Vanderwaltozyma polyspora DSM 70294
Lineage: Eukaryota; Fungi; Ascomycota; Saccharomycetes; Saccharomycetales; Saccharomycetaceae
Gene: MIX17
Product: Mix17p
Exons: 1
Coding region: 1-504 (167 amino acids)
Biological process (GO): mitochondrion organization
Cellular component (GO): nucleus; mitochondrion
Source: RefSeq, a predicted model, not a curated record
AUGGCUCGUUCAAGAGGUUCCGGUGGCAGAUCUAGUGGUAGAUCAAGUGCUUUUGGCUCAAGUGGUCAAUCUCGUUCAGCUUCUACUGCUGCCAUGCCUUCCAUGAGCAGACAACAACCUGCUCCUGCCCAACAAUCAAAUGCCUACUCUCAACCUCCUGCUACUACUGCUGCCCAACCAAGGCAACCGGGCAUGUUUGCUCAGAUGGCUUCUACUGCUGCUGGUGUCGCUGUCGGUAGUGCUGUAGGCCACACCAUCGGUGCUGGUAUCACAGGAAUGUUCUCAGGCAGUGGCAGCAACGAGUCAGUACAACAACAACAACAACAACAGCAAAAUGUAGCUCCUAUGAGUGAUCAAGGUUUUGCUCAAGAACAAGUGAAAACUUGCGAUGUUGACGCUAAAAACUUCACUCGUUGUUUGGACGAAAACAACGGUAAUUUCCAAAUAUGUGAUUACUAUCUACAACAGUUGAAAGCUUGUCAAGAAGCUGCAAGACAAUAUUAA